CCUCCUUCGACCGGCCCCCCGACCGCUCCCUGAGGCCGCGCGGUUUGCGGCUCCACGGCUGCCUCCACCACCACCACCUCCCUCGGGGUCUGCCACAACCACAACAACAACCACCACCCUCAGUGCGGGUACCAGAUGCGAAGAGGAGGAGGGCGAGGAGGAGGAGGAGGCGGCAGCGGUGCGGCCAGGUUUUCCCGGGAGGAGUGGUGAGGAGCUGCCCGCCAGCGAUCCCCGUCACGAUGAUGCGACUGAAGCUCAAGCGGCCGGGUCACGACCCCCAUCGUGAGAAGUUGAAGCAGGAACUCUUUGCCUUCAACAAGACAGUGGAGCAUGGCUUCCCGCACCAACCCAGCGCCCUGGCCUACGACCCCGACCUGCGGCUCAUGGCCAUCGGUACCAAGUCCGGCGCCGUCAAAAUCUACGGUGCUCCGGGAGUGGAGUUCACCGGACUGCACCACGACAUCGCCAUCGUCACGCAGCUCCACUUCCUGCCAGGACAGGCGCGCGUGGUCUCGCUGCUGGACGACGGCUCGCUGCACCUCUGGGAGAUCGUUGAGAAGGACGGAUACUCGACGCUCACCGAAGUCCAGGCUUUCACCAUCCCGAGCCGGCCAGGGUCUGAACAACAUCCAAACGCUCCGCCCAGCCUGGCGCGCGUCACGGUGCUGUCGGCGAGCGUGGCGGGCGACCGCCUCUACGUGGGCACCGAGGGCGGCGUCGUGAGCCAGCUCGAGCUGCCCGCCAUGCGCCUCCUCGACGACCUGACGCUCACGCAGGAGGACCUGCUGCACGGAGUACCGGACGAGUACCGCGGCGGCAAGGCGCUGGGCCCCAUCGAGGCGGUGCAGGAGCACCCGCGGGACCCCCACCGCCUCCUCGUGGGCUUCAGCCGCGGCCUCAUGCUGCUGUGGGACCAGGCGACGCGCCGCAUGCUCCGCUGCUUCCCCACGGCGCAGCAGCUGGAGAGCGUGACCUGGCAGAGGAACGGAACGCAGUUCGUGAGCUCGCACAACGACGGCAGCUACCGCGUCUGGCACACAGGCAGCAGCAGCGCGGAGGAGGAGGACGGCGAGGGGGGGCACAAGAUCCCCUACGGGCCCUACCCCUGCAAAGCCAUCAACAAGAUCCAGUGGCUGCUAACGAGAGGGGAUCCGUACAUCGUGCUGAGCGGUGGCAUGCCGCGUGCCAGCUACGGAGACCGCCACAGCGUCACCGUGAUCCACGGCACCAGGCACGUCGCCUUCGACUUCACAUCCCGCGUCAUCGACUUCUUCACCGUCUGUAACGAGGCUCCCGACAGCGAGUACGACGCGCCGCAGGCCCUCAUCGUGCUCGUGGAGGAGGAGCUGGUGGCCAUCGACCUGCGCUCAGAAUCCUGGGCCCCGAUCCCGCCGCCGUACCUGGCGUCGCUGCACUCGUCCGCCAUCACCUGCUCGCACCACGUCUCCGCCGUGCCGCUCAAGAUCUGGGAGCGCAUCGCGCGCUGCGGCCGCAAGCAGGAGGACGAGAAGAACAAGUCGCACGCCGAGUGGCCCGUCAACGGAGGCAUCAACAGGAACACGGAGCCCGCGCUGAGAGACCUGCUGCUCACUGGACACGAGGACGGCUCGGUGCGGUUCUGGGACGCGUCGGGGGUGGCGCUGAAGCAGCUCUACAAGCUGGGCACGGCCAACGUGUUCCUCACCGAGGCCGACCACGCCGCGGAGGGCGAGGACGAGGAGUGGCCGCCCUUCCGGAAGGUGGGCUGCUUCGACCCCUAUAGCGAUGACCCACGGCUUGGCAUUCAGAAGAUCUCCCUGUGCAAGUUCAGUGGGCAGAUGGCGUUGGCUGGCUCGGCUGGACAGGUGCUGGUGAUGGAGCUGAACGACGACGAGGUGGAGCACGAGGUGGACGUGUACACGGUGGACCUGCUCGAGGAGAACGAGACGUUCCGCUGGAAGGGACACGAGCGGCUGACGCAGCGCGCCGGCCGCAUCCGCUUCCCCGCCGGCUUCCAGCCGCAGCUGCUGGUGCAGUGCUCGCCCCCGGCGUCCGUCACGUCGCUGGCGCUGCACCCCGAGUGGCGCCUCGUGGCGUUCGGCACCAGCCACGGGCUGGCGCUGUUCGACCUCCAGCAGCGCCGGGCCGUUAUGUCCAAGUGCACGCUGCACCCCAACGACGCGCUGGCGCUGGAGGGCCCCCUGUCGCGCGUCAAGUCGCUCAAGAAGUCCCUGCGCCAGUCGUUCCGCAGGAUCAGCAAGAGCCGCGCGUCGGGGCGCAAGCGGCCGCCCAGGGACGGCGCCAACAAGUGUGUCAGUACUCAGGGCCGCCUGGAUAAAGUGCAGGAGGCAGAGGGCGAGGUGGAGCUGGCGCCCGUGCAGCGCCGCAUCGAGGCUCGCUCCGCCGACGACUCCCUCUCCGGCGUCGUCAAGUGCAUUUACUUCGCCGACACGUUCCUGCGUGACGGAUCACACCACGGACCCAGCCUGUGGGCCGGCACCAACGCUGGCAUCAUCUUCGCCUACACCAUCGACGUGCCGUCGUCUGAGCGCCGAUCGGAGACUCCGGUGGAAGCUCGGCUAGCCAAGGAGAUCCAGCUGAUGCACCGGGCCCCCGUGGUGGGCCUCACCGUGCUGGACGGGAAGGGCAGCCCCCUGCCCGAGCCGCUAGAAGUGCUGCACGACCUGGCCAAGUCGCCCGAGAUGGGCUCAAGCCACUCGCUGCUGAUCAUCUCCGAGGAGCAGUUCAAGGUGUUCGCACUGCCGCGCGUCGGCGCCAAGAACAAGUUCAAGCUGACGGCGACGGAGGGGUCGCGCGUGCGCAAGGUGGCGCUGGCCACGUUCGCCAGCGCGGCGCCGGCGGGGGAAGACUACAGCGAGAGCUGCCUCGUGUGCCUCACCAACCUGGGCGAGGUGCACGCCUACAGCGUGCCCGCACUGCGCCUGCAGGCGCGCCACGGCUGCAUGCGCCGGGAGGACGUGAGCGGCAUCGCCUCCUGCGUCUUCACCAAGUCGGGACAGGGCUUCUAUCUGAUCUCCCCGUCGGAGUUUGAGCGCUUCUCCCUCUCCGCAAAGAGCAUCACGGAGCCGCUGUGCGCCGUGCAGCCCAAGGCUCGCGACGUCCCCACCAGGCAUUCGGCCAAGGACAGGCAGAGGAACAGCACGAGGAGCAAUGGGAGCAGCUCGUCUGUCGGAGAAGCAGGUAAGAAGAAGGGAAAGAUCAUGGAGAACGCCCUGUUGACCGACUCGUCCGUGCUGGAGGAGAUUCAGGAGACCCUGAGCUCGUCUAACGCGGCGGCGGCGGCUGCGGCUGCGGAGGCCAAGGCCGGUGGUCGCGUGGGAGCCAAGCCGGCGCCCUGACUCGAGAAGCAGGAUGGAUACUGUUUUUGCGCGGAGAUAGUUAACCGACGGCUCCUGGAACCUACCUUCUCACUCUCUCUCUCCCCCCACACCCGUCGCUCGCCAGCGAAGACCCCAACGGAUUCACACACCGCACGCAAAGACAAAUAUCACCCCUACAUAGCCUUCUUCAACAGGCUGUUUGGGGCAAGUGCUGUUAGCGAGUAGCAGCGCCUAUGAAAGCCGGCACGGCGCACGAGAGGGGGUCGUGUGGCCAGUCUCCCCAGUGCUGAUGUUUACACACCGCAUCAGAUACUCAUUUAAGGCUCAGUCGACCCAAGGGGAGGCCCAGGGCUGGUUCAGAUAAUCGCCACUGUUCCUGGUCGUGAGCGGGAAUCGAACUCUGUGCGCCGGGUCCGUAGCUUUGUGCGCUGGCCCGCUACGCUACCGCUCCCCCAACAAAUACAACAACAACAACAGCCGUCAUUCGCCGCACGCACGUACACACGCACAACAACAACAACAACCGCCGUUCACCACUAAGUGGCGGUGACGUCACCGUGACGCUUGUGCCGUGCUUAGACGCACAUUGCGGCCACGUGAAGUGUCGGAAGGCCAAGCGCUUGCAGGAGGUCACGGACGCGUUUCCCCCCCCCAGGUGCGACACGCACACAGGCACACACAAUGCCUCGUCCCUUCAGCUUAACGUCGAGCCCGUACCCUCAGGCUCCCGCCAGUCCGUGCCUUUACGCCUCUGAUAAUCCAGACCUGGGGUGGGGGUGGGGUGGGGUGGGAGGGGGUCGCUGUUCGGCUUUCCGAGCCGGCGCUGCCGCGGCUCAGGGUGCAUGAUGAGGGUUCUUGCCUUGGGCGGUGCGACCUCCCACCCCCCCCCCUGCCCCCCCCCC
Molecule: messenger RNA, 4222 nt
Organism: Lethenteron reissneri (Far Eastern brook lamprey)
Lineage: Eukaryota; Metazoa; Chordata; Hyperoartia; Petromyzontiformes; Petromyzontidae
Product: lethal(2) giant larvae protein homolog 1-like
Biological process (GO): regulation of establishment or maintenance of cell polarity; establishment of spindle orientation; Golgi to plasma membrane transport
Cellular component (GO): cortical actin cytoskeleton; cytoplasm; plasma membrane
Molecular function (GO): GTPase activator activity; myosin II binding
Source: RefSeq, a predicted model, not a curated record